Molecule: messenger RNA, 1605 nt
Organism: Bolinopsis microptera
Lineage: Eukaryota; Metazoa; Ctenophora; Tentaculata; Lobata; Bolinopsidae
Product: serine beta-lactamase-like protein LACTB, mitochondrial
Exons: 1
Coding region: 54-1376 (440 amino acids)
Biological process (GO): proteolysis; regulation of lipid metabolic process
Cellular component (GO): mitochondrion
Molecular function (GO): peptidase activity
Source: RefSeq, a predicted model, not a curated record
CCUCAGAAAACUAAUUCGUAACAUGACCUACAAAACUACAUCCAAUCUGUGAAAUGAACUGGUCACAAGCAAGGAAAUGGCUAAGUCCUGUCAUUGUUGCUGGAAGCUUUCUUGCUGGAGAAAGGACCCAUCAUCACGAGGAUACACAGUACCAAUUACACAAGUACCAGUUAAUUGAUUUCGAGGAUAUCAUCGAGGACACAAAGGACAAGAUAAUGCAAAAGAUGGUUGAGGCUCACAUACCAGGAUCAUGCUGUAUAGUUCAUGUUGAUGGUAGGCCGGUCAUGAAAGCUGGUUUUGGUUUUUCUGACGUUGAGAAUUGCACCCCAUUCACCUGUAAAACAUCCAUGCGAAUAGCCAGCAUCAGCAAGCUCAUCACUGCUUUAAUGACUGUUAAUCUUGCUCAAGAAGGGAAAGUAGAUCUCAACGAUAAUUUAGUAGAGUUGUUAAAGUCAAAUCAGAUACAACUGACAGUGGGGAAUGAGGAAGUAGAUUGUUUGACUAUUAAGGAAUUACUGAGUCACACAGCUGGAGUAAGGCAUUACCACGAGGCUGAUGAAGGAGGUGGUGAUUCCACCGCGCAAGAGUUCUUCUCUAGUAGGAACUAUCCUACUGUUAAACAUGGUCUCCAGAUGUUCAUUAAUGAUAAACUUCUGUUUAAACCAGGUUCUGAGUACAAGUACACUACAUUUGGUUACAGUCUACUGAGUUUCAUCCUAGAAAAAUGUUCAGGCAAAUCGUUUGAGCAACUGUUGUCUGAUUUUACAUCUAAACUAGGAUUACCUCACACACGUCUUGAUUCCUUUGAAGACAUUAUCCUGAAUCGCUGUCAGUACUACUGUAAGAGUGAUAAGGGGAAGCUAAAGAACUGCCCUUAUGUUGACAACUCCUGUAAAUGGGCUGGUGGAGGAAUGGUCAGCACUGCGGAGGACAUUGCUAAGCUGGGGGACAUUCUUCUGUACCUCUACCAAUCUGAGUCAUCCGAUAACUACGUAAAUAAGGAGUCUCUCCAAUCAAUGAUAGAGUUUAACCCAGUAACUGGAACUGAGAGAGCAGGGUUAAAGUCACACUAUGGGUACGGAGUGAGAGUGUUCCACGAGCAACAAUCACACGGUAAAACAGCUCAGUACUUAAAACUCUCCCACAAUGGCGGGGCAAUAGGAGCUAGCAGUACAGUGUUAGUGUUACCUCUGGGUAACCAGGGUAACCAGGGUAACCAGGGUAACCAGGGGACACCUAGGGGGAUCACUGUGGUUAUGUUGAGUAACUCACUUGAGGGGGAUGUGGUCAGACUUGCUCAUGAGAUAGCGGCUUCCUUCGCAGAGAGAAUUGAGAAUGGAGGUGACUGUUGUGAGCAAUUGUAUGGUUUAGUUUAGUGUUACUGUGGUCUUCUAUAUUAUGUGUAGUAGUGGGUAUUUCUCAACUGUUGAACUUUAAUUUCUCUAAGAUUUCAGGAAAUACAAAGUACAGCAUGCUAUUUUUGAUGUUUUUAUAAAUUAUUCUUACAUUUUUUACUUUUUGAUCAACUGAAAAUGGUGGAACUUUGUAUUGCUAUGUUCAAUUUACUGCCUUCCAAUUAUUAUCAUUUUGCUUUUAUCAGAUUAU